AUGCCAAACGCCGGGCUCAAGACCAUAAUAGCGCUAUCGUUCGUGCUCGCGGUCGGCUUCCUACUCGUCAUCCUAUCAUGCGCCCUCUGGAAGGUCUACUACCCGCUGCUCGUCGUCGCCACCUAUGUCUUGGCGCCCGUCCCCAACUGGAUAGCUAGGUCCUGUUCAAAUCCGGACGAUUUUGUUGAGUCCUCGGGUGGCGCGGCGCUCGACCUGGGGAGGUUCUGCACUGGUUUCUUGGUCGUCAUGGGAAUUGCCCUCCCGAUCGUGCUGGCCCAUGCCCACAUGAUCAACGCCGGCGCUUUGGUCAUGUCUGUGGCUGGUGGCCUUCUUAUUUACGGCACUGUCAUAAGCUUCGGCAUGUUCUUCACUGAGGAACAAGAAUUCUAA
Messenger RNA from Pyricularia grisea, 390 nucleotides. RefSeq lists its product as uncharacterized. Gene Ontology annotation, cellular component: Vps55/Vps68 complex; endosome. The record is from RefSeq and is a predicted model, not a curated record. NCBI's taxonomy places the organism in Eukaryota, Fungi, Ascomycota, Sordariomycetes, Magnaporthales, Pyriculariaceae. The transcript is spliced from 2 exons. Bases 1 to 390 code for a protein of 129 amino acids. Gene Ontology annotation, biological process: late endosome to vacuole transport via multivesicular body sorting pathway.